Molecule: messenger RNA, 880 nt
Organism: Saccharomyces cerevisiae S288C
Lineage: Eukaryota; Fungi; Ascomycota; Saccharomycetes; Saccharomycetales; Saccharomycetaceae
Gene: OAZ1
Product: Oaz1p
Exons: 1
Source: RefSeq, marked reviewed
AUGUAUGAAGUAAUACAGAAAAGGAAAACAAAAAUAAUAAACGUUUUACAGAGUCCUGAACUCAUGAGGCUCAUAGAGGACCCAUCAAAUCUGGGUAUUUCUUUACAUUUUCCAGUAAGUUCACUGCUAAAAAGUAAUAAGUGCACACCAAUGCCUAAACUUUCUACGUAUAGUUUGGCUAGUGGGGGAUUUAAGGAUUGGUGCGCGUGACAUCCCUCUAGACGUUCCACCAGAGAUUGAUAUCAUCGAUUUUUACUGGGAUGUUAUUUUAUGCAUGGAAUCUCAAUUCAUAUUAGAUUACAAUGUUCCGUCAAAAAAUAAGGGGAACAAUCAGAAGUCUGUUGCUAAGCUGUUGAAAAAUAAGCUUGUAAACGAUAUGAAAACUACGUUAAAAAGACUAAUUUAUAAUGAAAAUACCAAGCAAUAUAAAAAUAAUAAUAGCCACGAUGGUUACAAUUGGAGAAAACUAGGCUCGCAGUAUUUCAUACUGUAUCUUCCCCUAUUUACGCAGGAACUGAUUUGGUGUAAACUUAAUGAAAACUAUUUCCAUGUUGUAUUACCAUCUUUACUGAAUAGUAGGAACGUUCAUGAUAACCACAGUACCUAUAUAAAUAAAGAUUGGUUACUUGCCCUUUUAGAGCUAACUUCCAACCUGAACCAAAACUUCAAAUUCGAAUACAUGAAAUUGAGAUUGUAUAUUUUAAGAGAUGAUUUAAUUAAUAAUGGUUUGGAUCUUUUGAAAAAUCUUAACUGGGUCGGUGGGAAACUGAUUAAAAAUGAAGAUAGAGAAGUCUUGUUGAACUCGACCGAUUUAGCUACGGAUUCUAUUUCUCAUUUAUUAGGUGAUGAAAACUUUGUUAUUUUAGAGUUUGAAUGCUAA